This is a messenger RNA of Aspergillus melleus, 1371 nucleotides long. RefSeq lists its product as uncharacterized. The coding region runs from base 1 to 1371 and encodes 456 amino acids. The record is from RefSeq and is a predicted model, not a curated record. Lineage: Eukaryota; Fungi; Ascomycota; Eurotiomycetes; Eurotiales; Aspergillaceae. Gene Ontology annotation, cellular component: vacuolar membrane. Gene Ontology annotation, biological process: amino acid transmembrane transport. The transcript is spliced from 9 exons. Gene Ontology annotation, molecular function: amino acid transmembrane transporter activity.
AUGAUGUUGGAAGGCGUCAACCCCGUCGGUCCUAUCGACAACAAGCAGGCCGAGAAGGGCGGUUUCCCCGAGGACGACCUCAAGGGCCAGGAGGACGCGUCGUAUCAUGACCCGUUCGGCAAUGAAGAGACCGCGGAGGUCAAGUAUAAGACGUUGAAGUGGUGGCAAUGUGGAAUGUUCAUGAUUGCCGAAUCCGUCUCCCUCGGUGUCCUUUCGUUGCCAUCAACGCUGGCCGCCCUGGGAAUCGUCCCUGCCAUCAUCCUCAUCGUUGGACUCGGUAUCCUCGCCCUCUACACCGGUUAUGUCAUCGGUCAAUUCCGUCAACGCUACCCCUUCAUCCAUAACCUGGCCGAUGCAGGCGAAAUCCUCUUGGGCCGGUUUGGUCGCGAGCUGUUCGGUCUGGGCCAGAUCCUGUUCUCGAUCUUCAUCAUGGGCAGUCAUAUCGUCACCUUCACCGUCAUGAUGAACACCAUCACCGACCACGGCACCUGCUCCAUCGUCUUCAGCGUUGUCGGCAUGGUUAUCUGCAUGGUUCUGUCUCUGCCUCGGACCAUCAAGAACAUGACCUACAUCUCCAUCGCCUCCUUCAUUAGCAUCUUCACCGCCGUCAUGAUCACCAUGAUCGGAGUCGGAGUGCAGUACAAGGGUGGUGAGAACAUCACCGUCACUAACGAAACGAACCUCUACCACGCUUUUACGGCCGUCACCAACAUCGUCUUCGCCUACUGCGCCCACGUCGCCUUCUUCGGUCUUAUCGCUGAGAUGGAAAACCCCAAGGACUUCCCGAAGGCGCUGUGUCUGCUGCAGGGUUUCGAGAUCGUCCUUUACGUUGUUGCCGCCAUUGUCAUCUACUACUAUGUCGGUGAUGGGGUGGCUUCUCCGGCACUUGGGUCUGCCGGACCGGUGCUGAAGAAGGUGGCGUAUGGAAUUGCGAUUCCGACGAUCGUCGGAGCCGGUGUCGUCAAUGGUCACGUCGGAUUGAAAUACAUCUACGUGCGCAUUUUCCGUCGCUCGGGACGCAUGCAUAAGCGCGAUCUCGUCUCCGUCGGAUCCUGGGUUGCCAUCGGUCUGAGUUGCUGGAUCAUUGCCUUCAUUAUUGCGCAGGGUAUCCCGACUUUCAACAACAUUGUCAGCUUGAUUAGUUCGCUAUUCGCCAGUUGGUUCACUUACGGUCUGAGCGGCGUCUACUGGCUCCACAUCAACUGGGGCAAAUGGUUCUCCUCGCCUCGCAAGAUCUUCCUGACCAUUCUGAACAUGCUCAUCGUGUUGGUUGGUGGCGCUAUUUGCGGUCUCGGUCUCUACGUCUCCGGCAAGGCCAUCCACGAUGACAGCUCCAAGACGAGCUUUUCGUGCGCGAAUACGGCUGAUUAG